Molecule: messenger RNA, 2439 nt
Organism: Nematolebias whitei (Rio pearlfish)
Lineage: Eukaryota; Metazoa; Chordata; Actinopteri; Cyprinodontiformes; Rivulidae
Gene: adcy5
Product: adenylate cyclase 5
Biological process (GO): adenylate cyclase-activating G protein-coupled receptor signaling pathway; adenylate cyclase-inhibiting G protein-coupled receptor signaling pathway; intracellular signal transduction
Cellular component (GO): plasma membrane
Molecular function (GO): adenylate cyclase activity
Source: RefSeq, a predicted model, not a curated record
CAUCCUGUUCGCAGACAUUGAGGGUUUCACCAGUCUGGCAUCGCAGUGCACGGCGCAGGAGUUGGUGAUGACUCUCAAUGAACUUUUUGCCCGCUUUGAUAAGCUGGCGGCGGAGAACCACUGUCUGCGGAUCAAGAUCCUGGGAGACUGCUACUACUGUGUCUCUGGGCUGCCGGAGGCGAGGGCCGACCACGGCCACUGCUGCGUGGAGAUGGGACUGGACAUGAUAGAAGCCAUCUCGCUGGUUCGAGAGGUGACCGGGGUGAACGUGAACAUGCGCGUUGGGAUCCAUAGUGGCAGGGUGCACUGCGGGGUUCUGGGCCUCAGGAAGUGGCAGUUUGACGUCUGGUCCAAUGAUGUCACGUUAGCGAACCAGAUGGAAGCUGGAGGCAAAGCUGGGCGUAUUCACAUCACCAAGGCCACUCUGAAUUAUCUGAACGGGGACUACGAUGUGGAGCCAGGAGCAGGAGGAGAGAGAAACGCCUACUUGAAGAGGAACAACAUAGAAACCUACCUCAUUGUGGGCUGCAGCCAGAAACGAAAAGAAGAAAAGGCGAUGAUCGCCAAAAUGAGCAGACAAAGAACCAACUCUGUCACCCACAACAGCGGCCACUGGACCGACCGUCCCUUCUACAACCACCUGGGUGUACCCCAGAUCUCCAAGGAGAUGAAGAGGAUGGGCUUUGAGGACCCCAAGGACAAGAACAGUAUUUUCAGGAACACGCAGGAAAACCUGAACCCAGAGGACGAGGUGGACGAGUUCCUAGGACGGGCCAUCGACGCCCGCAGCAUCGACCGGCUACGCUCCGAGCAUGUCAAGAAGUUUCUGCUCACCUUCAGGGAGUCGGACCUGGAGAAGAAGUACUCCAAGCAGGUGGACACCCGGUUCGGAGCGUACGUGGCCUGCGCCUCGCUCGUCUUUCUCUUCAUCUGCUUCAUCCAGAUCGUCAUCGUUCCACGCUCGAGCCUGAUGAUCGGCUUCUUCGUCACCUGCUUCAUCGUCCUGAUGGCGGUCGUGUUCAUCUCAGCCGUGUACUCCUGUUAUGUGAUCUUCCCAGUCCCACUUCAGAGUCUCUCCAAGACAAUAGUCCAGUCCAGACUCAACAGCACCUUAGUCGGCGUCUUCACCACCGUCAUCGUCUUUCUCUCUGCUUUCAUCAAUAUUUUCACCUGCAGCAGUCGGGACCUGCGGCGCUGCAUCACGUCGGAGCUCAACGUGAGCCUGGACAGGGUGAACGCCUGCCACGCCGCCUCGCUCAACCUCAGCCUGGACUCCCAGCACAGCCGCUGUGAAGAGGACGCCCUCGUCUGCAGCUUUCCUGAGUACUUUACUUCCUGCGUGCUGCUGAGCCUGCUGGCCUGCUCAGUCUUCCUGCAGGUCAGCAGCAUCGGGAAACUCUUCCUCAUGCUUUGCAUCGAGCUGCUCUACCUCCUCAUCAUGGAGGUGCCCAAAGUGCAUCUCUUUGACAAUCAGGACCUGCUGGUCAUGGCCAACGCCGUCAGCUUUGACGAGCACAUAAAUGGGACAAGCUGUGUGGUGGACACCAAGGUUCCUCUGAAGAUCAUGACCCCUGUGGUGAUCACAGUGUUCGUCCUCGCCCUUUACCUUCACGCCCAGCAGGUGGAGUCCACAGCCAGGCUCGACUUCCUGUGGAAGCUGCAGGCCACAGAGGAGAAGGAGGAGAUGGAGGAGCUUCAGGCCUACAACCGGCGUCUGCUCCACAACAUCCUGCCCAAAGACGUGGCCGCCCACUUCCUGCAGCAAGAACGGCGCAACGACGAGCUCUACUACCAGUCCUGCGAGUGCGUUGCAGUCAUGUUCGCUUCCAUCAGCAACUUCUCCGAAUUCUACGUGGAGCUGGAGGCCAACAACGAAGGAGUGGAGUGUCUGCGGCUUCUUAAUGAAAUCAUUGCUGACUUUGACGAGAUUAUUAGUGAAGACCAGUUCCGCCAGCUGGAGAAGAUUAAGACCAUCGGCUCCACCUACAUGGCAGCCUCGGGCCUCAACGACUCCACGUACGACAAAGUUGGACGUUCGCACAUCCGCGCGCUGGCUGAUUAUGCCAUGAGGAUGAUGGACCAGAUGAAAUACAUCAAUGAACACUCCUUUAACAACUUCAAGAUGAAAAUAGGCCUGAACAUUGGUCCGGUGGUUGCCGGGGUAAUCGGAGCCAGGAAGCCUCAGUACGACAUCUGGGGGAACACGGUGAACGUAGCAAGUCGCAUGGACAGCACAGGCGUCCCAGAGAGGAUUCAGGUGACCACAGAUCUUUACCACGUACUGAGCUCGUAUAACUACACACUGGAAUACAGAGGCGUCGUUACCGUCAAAGGCAAAGGAGAGAUGAUGACGUAUUUUCUCACUGGUGGACCGCCCAGCAGUUAACCUUUACUCAGUGACAGACGCAUGCAAAAGUUGUGCAACCUUUCAUCUAACGA